Coregonus clupeaformis (lake whitefish) is the source of this 1773-nucleotide messenger RNA. RefSeq lists its product as uncharacterized. NCBI's taxonomy places the organism in Eukaryota, Metazoa, Chordata, Actinopteri, Salmoniformes, Salmonidae. Bases 371 to 727 code for a protein of 118 amino acids. The transcript has 7 exons. The record is from RefSeq and is a predicted model, not a curated record.
GUAGUUAUUCCUUUGUUCUGUGUAAUAUCUGAAGAUCUUCACCAAAGAACAAUUUGUGCCAUCACUUACACAAAUUAUUCCAGACCGGACCAGACAGUGCGCCAGACGGAUAGCAUCUCGAUUGCUAAUGUCUGAAGGUGUAUUGAGCGAUGCAGAUGUCUCCGAUGCCGGCGGCUGUCGUUUGAAGCUGUUCGGAACCCCAAGAACCAAUACAGGCAGAACCAUGGACAGAUCCUGUAAAAAAUGGCAUAUGUCACUCCUCACCUUUCCAACUGAUAGCUGAUGUGUGAUGAGCGUCCUGGUGCAAAUUGGUUGCCGUCCAUCACCCAAGUGGGUGCUACACAUUGGUGGUGGAUGAGGUCAGCCUGUGAUGUGUGUGGGUGAGGAGAUGGGCUGCACCUCGGCCAAGCAGGUGUUGGCCGUGGCCAGUGGUGAGGAGGGCCGCAGUAAAGCCUACAGCAAUGGGGAUGUUCUCUCUGACGAGUACAAGAAAGGCGUGGAAAGUGUGAAGUAUAUAAAUGGAGAAGAGGACAGACUAAACAACUGCCACCAGGACAGUACGGAGAAGACUGCCCUGCUCACCACGGUCCAACAAACAGACGACGCAGGAUCAAAUGGGAAGACACAGAUCCGUUCUUCAGAGAGCCAGCAAGAGUUCUUCAGGAUGCUGGAUGAGAAGAUAGAGAAGGGGCAGGACUACUGCUCAGAGGAAGAGGAUAUGACAUAGCACUGAGGUCCUCUAUCUGCUCCCCUGAGAGGAAGGAUUUGUCCAGUGGAGGCUGGUGUCAUUCCAACCAUUACAAUGAGCCAUUCCAUCCAUUAAAAUCUCCCUCUACUGGAUUUGUCCAAUGGCAUGGACGGACUGUACCACAUAACCCUUACCCAAGGGCCCUCUUCCUUUUGGACUAUUUCGAGGAUGGAGGGGGAGACACAUUGACCCAAACCAAGCACAUUUGCCUAGCCCAUGUCUAUAUCUACAACCCUGUCUCCCCGUAACAGAUGUACGAGUCCAAUGCGACAAUGUUUUUCCCCCAAAGGAGCAUGUUACAAGACAUGGCCGGGACUUCUUCCAGCACCAGGCCUAUAAUACGGAACGGCUCUCCAAGUAUGUCGCCAUGGUUACCAUGGACAAUAAGUACAGCGGCCGCUCGACUCUGUGACUGUGGUCUAUUAAAAGACACUGGCGGUCCAGUCAUUUUGAACUCAUGGAUUGACUGAGACCAGUACCACCAGUCCAUCAUGGUUAUUCGUAGUGGCUUAAAGGAACAUUUGUCAUUCCUCAUCUGAUUGGAUGAUGAACAGUGGAGGUCAUUGGGGGGCAGAGGAAAAUGAAUCUGGGAAUUAUUCCUGGGUGGUAUUCAUUAGGCAUCAAAUGGAAGAAAACAGACUGAAACAGGGAAGAACUUCCAAUAAGAAACGCUAGUUGACGUUUUCCGUUGUAAACAUUUUGCUACGGUGUGCCUUAAUGAAUGCAAUCCAGGUGGCUCAAACGUUCUGCGCAUUGCAGAUAGAAACUUUUAAGUAAUAGAGCUGGGGAUUCUCCCAUCAAUGUAUUGUAUCAUUGAUUCUCUUAUCAGUUCUCUCUAUGUAGCGUAUUUCUAUCUGCAAUGUUAUGAGCGUGCGUGUCACUCCAAUGAACACACCCUGGACGGGAAACCGCGGUUACUUACUUCCUGCAUUCCAAGACACUUUUUGAAUCUUCUUUUCCACAUUUUGUUACGUUACAGCCUUCUUCUAAAAUUGAUUAAGUAAAACAUGUUCCUCAUCAAUCAA